This is a messenger RNA of Nothobranchius furzeri (turquoise killifish), 2086 nucleotides long. Lineage: Eukaryota; Metazoa; Chordata; Actinopteri; Cyprinodontiformes; Nothobranchiidae. The record is from RefSeq and is a predicted model, not a curated record.
UUAAAAUAACCUUUGUUGACAUGAGUAAAUUAAAUGCUUAAAAAAGUUUUAUUUAUUUUAAACAGAAAAGAGGUCAAAUGAGAAUACAGAAACCUGUGGGUGUUUACUAUAUCAGACCAUGACCUAAGAUUAGAAACUUAAAACAACUAAAAAAACGUUAAUUUUGAUGCAAGUAUUUAUUUACUUUUUGUCCUGGAAAAAACUUAUUCUAAAGUAAUGUAUUAUCACACGCAGGUUAAGGGGAUGUGGCGAGAGUCCCUGUGCAUUGUUAACAUAUUGUUUUAAAACCAGAAUGAAAAAGAAAGCAGUUUUUACAUUUCUCAACAGGAUAAACAAGAUCACGCAAAACAUUCCGACUCAGUUUAACUAAGAAAGCAAAAAUUUUGGAAACUUGGAGAAAAAAAAAAAAAAAAGGUUUCCUCGCAGAUUCCAUCAGAAUGGGCUGAGCUGGUAUAAAACCAGGGAGAAGGGGACCUACUGGUGAUGUUAGAUGCAGAAGAGGAGGAGGCACCUGAGCAGCAAAGGUAGGACUCAUGAACAGCAGAAAAACCUGCUUUCACUCAGUGAAACAGGCUUUUUAUUUGAUGUCAACUCAACAAGCUGGCCUUUCCAAAAAAAUAAUUAAUAUAUUUUAAAAUCUUUAAAAUUUAAUUGACUUUUUCUGAAUGUACUGAUUUGCAUUGUUUAUGUGUAUAUUUCAGAUGAACUCUCAUGCAGUAAUUUUAGUUGCUGUGUGUGUCCUUGUACCGGGCUCCUACUGUGAAACAGACACGAUCUCAUGGUGUUACAAUGAUGCAAACUGCAGUGCCGCUCACUGGGCCACCCUCGCUCCUCAGUACUGUAAUGGGACCCGCCAGUCACCCAUCAACAUUGUCUCAGCAAAUGCCACAGGGAACGCCAACCUGACUGCCUUCACCUUUGAGGGCUAUGGCAACACCAGUGCCUUAGGUGUCAUGAAAAACACUGGAAAGACAGUCCAAGUCACCUUGAAACCAGGGAUUAAAAUCUCUAGUGGCAACCUACCUUCAAUUUACGACACCCUUCAUGUUCAUUUGCACUGGGGAAACGGUACCGCUGUCCCUGGUUCUGAACACACCGUGGAUGGGAAGCGUUAUCCUAUGGAGUUGCACAUCGUAAACAGCAAGUCAACCUACAACCAAAACGUAACUCUUGCUCAGGAAGAUUCUACAGGAAUUGCUGUUCUAGGUUUCUUAAUUGAGGAACUCACAGGUACAACUGGCCAGCCGGCAAGCUGGAAAAUCUUAACCUCACUGUUGGCUAACAUCUCAGUGGCUGGACAAUCAGUGGAGGUGCCAGCUGGGAUUUCUCUGGACGAUCUCCUGGUUGGAGUGGAUCGUACCAAGUAUUACCGCUACCUCGGCUCCUUGACCACCCCCAACUGUAAUGAGGCUGUUAUUUGGACUGUCUUCAAGGACACAAUUAAAGUCAGCAAAGACCUGAUUGACCUUUUCAGCACGUCGCUGCACAUCAACGACGGCUCCUCUCCUCUGAUGGUUAAUAUCUAUAGAAGCAUCCAGCCUGCACAGCCAGUCUCCACACAACCCAAGUCCUCUUCCACCAGAACAGGCUUCUCCUUGGGUCUGAUGGUUCUAGGCCUUGCUCUCAGGUGGAUCUAAAGCACGAAUCAGAGCUGAAAUCCAAAUGUUGCCAACACUGCUGCUCCUGUUUUGAUGGCAUCUGCACAGAAGGAGGAUAAGUCCUCUAAACGUUGAGCCUUUAUAAAACAACUCUUUAGUUUCCAGCAUUAUACAGUUAAAAUUUGCUAUUGAUAUGUAACUUAUCCAUUAUCACUCAAAUCAGAGGCAGUGACUAAUUCACAGAUUUGUGUUGUCUUAUAUAAAAAAAAAUAAAUAAUGAAAUAAAAAUGGGAACUUCAGAUGGAAACACAAACUAUGAAGGUUUUUCUGCGUUUAAUCUGAAUAAUGUAACUGAGGCCUUUUUGUGUUUAUUAGUUUGUGUAAUGAAGGUUAAAUGCAUUACUUGCAAAAAGUUGUUUGUUAUAAUUUAUCUAUUUAUCUCUUGUUUUGAUGUUGUGAAUUAUUGCACAUUAAAUUAUAUCACACCU